AUGGAGUCCGCCAACGAGAACGCUGGUAGCACCAAACGUUCAGGAAUCAAGCCGCCAUCGACAUUCUCCCACAUCCCAUCCUCACCCACUCGCGCCCUCGGUGAAUUGCACGAGUCCACUACCAACGUGCGCAGCGCAAUGCCCAUCCCUACCGCAAAGCACAAGCCCUCUGGCUUGCCCGAGCCGGCCUUCAAGCAACGGAGGACACUGACUGAGCAAGCCCCCGAACCCGCCUCGCGAAGGCUACCCGCGCCCUCCAAGAUCGCCAAUGGCGUCAAGUCCGCUGUCGCUCGCAGCAUGGCCGCCUCGACCUCGCGCACAAUGACCAAAUCGACAGUCAAGAACACAUCUGUAUCUGCCUACGCAAGCAGUGUCGGCGCUGUUCCCAGACCCGCCCCAACCACGAGGCCGAAAUCGGCCUAUGGCCAAAGUACACACACUAGGAGCAAGUCCUACCACCAGGGAUCCCGCCCUGCAACGUCAAUGAUGAAUCGACCAGAUGACGACGACAGUGAACAAGCAGAGCGCAAAGGUGUGCAACCAUUUCUUAUCUCUUCAGUCCCAUUCGCCCAUGUCACAGUAUCUAGAGGGAUGUUUUCAGUCUCUAAGCAGCGCACAACUCCCUCAAGUGAUUUCCAAGUACAGCCUGUUCGUGUGCCAGAGUCCCCAACAGUUUCUUCUCCUUCCACCUUUCGCCCCAUCACUCCAGUCAUUGAAGAGCCCGUCGUGACCGACUAUGAUGUCAUCUGCACUGGACUUGGAGCGCUCAAUCUAGUCGCAUCCAAGGCAGAGAGGCAUGAAAGUCGGACCGGACGCGGAAUGGCUUCUGACAACGGAACAAGCUCCUUUCUUAAGCCAAAACUUCCUUUGUCACAACUUCCUCAGCCGGUGCAGACACCUGUGCGGUGGCGUGAGCAGCAGCAACAGAUAGAUCAAUCACCCUACUGGCCCAUGUCAAUCACGCCGAGGCGAUUACAGUCAGCACCAUUUCUAAACCGUUUUACUAACGAUCGUUGUCCAGAUUUCUACAAUGAGCGUAUGGAGGCCAUGGAACGCGACUUUCGCUCCUUCAAGGAGAAGAUGGAGAUGGAUGUGCGACAAGCUACUGACUACAAGGAAUCAAUUCAGCAGCUCCAAGGCCGAGUUACCGAGCUCGAAACUAUCCGCGCACGCCUGGAGAUUGUGAACAAGGGGCUCGAGACGGAACUCAACGAUAGUCGUACUAGUCUCAAAUCAGUCAAGAUGGAACUGGAAAUGGCCCAGCAGAAACACACAUAUGAAGUUGAUGACGUACGACGGAGGCUGCGCAACGAAGUUGAAGACUUGGAAUCGCGACACCGAAAAGACACAGACCGGUUGGAACGGGAACGAGAUGAGGUAGAAAGAAAGACACGUGUGGAAUUCGAGGCACGGAUCGACAAGUUAUUGAAAGAGCAUGAGGAAGAGAUCCAGGUGCUGCGCAAGAAGCUCGACUCGGACUCUGAAGCGGAGCGGAGCAGGCGCGCACAAGAGGCCCAAAAGAUUGAGGAAGAGUAUGCUUCCAAACUCCGAGCUGCCGCUCUAGAUGCAGAUGUCAAGCAACGUGAAGCACAACUCCUGCAAGGCGAGCUCACCAAUGUCAAGUCAGAACUCGAUCGCGAAAGAACCCUCAAGAUUGGCCUCCAGAACCAACUAACAGAAGCAACGUCCCUCAACCUUACACUGGAGGCAGCGAACAAGGCUAUGAAAGAGAAGAUUAACUUUCUCGAAUCUGACAGCCAGGCACAGUCGUCCGCCUUCAACGACCUUCACAAGAGAAUGCAAGAUGCCAUUGAGGCGGCGGAAAGAGCACACGACAAACUCCGACAAGAAGAGACAUUGCGCCGAAAGCUAUUCAACCAAGUCCAAGAGCUUAAAGGCAACAUCCGAGUCAUGUGCCGUGUACGGCCAGCCCACGCUACCGAGAGGGACCCGGCGCAGAUUGCCUUCCCUGACAAUGAUACCGACAGCAAGGAAGUUGCCAUUACCGGUCCAAGCAAACAGAGCGCGACUGGCAAGGAUAUUACUGCCUCAUACUCGUACUCGUUUGAUCGUGUGUUCGGUCCGACGUCCCAGAACGGAGAGGUUUUCGAGGAGAUUAGCCAGCUUGUACAGAGCGCUCUCGAUGGCUACAACGUGUGCAUCUUCUGUUACGGUCAGACCGGCUCUGGAAAGACACAUACCAUGUCAUCAGCUGACGGUAUGAUUCCGCGUGCCACAGCCCAGAUUUGGGAUGAAGCGCAGCGACUGCAAGAAAAAGGCUGGCGAUACACAAUGGAGGGUUCGUUCAUCGAGGUCUACAACGAAACGUACAACGACUUGCUUGGUCGGUCAGAAGACCUGGAUAAGAAAAAGGUCGAAGUCCGACACGACCCUGUAAAGAAGCAGACUAACCUGGACAACGCCGUGAGUGUAAUGCUGGAUGGCCCUGGCCGUGUCGAGGAGAUUCUCGAAACGGCUAGCAAGAACAGAACUGUGGCUGCUACAAAAGCCAACAUGCGAUCAAGUCGAAGUCACUCAGUCUUCAUUCUAAGGCUCGUUGGCACCAACGAUAUCACAGGUGAACGGAGCGAGGGAACACUCAACCUGGUUGACCUUGCGGGAUCCGAGCGACUCGAGCACUCCAAGGUCGAAGGCGCGCGCCUGAAAGAAACACAGAACAUCAACAAGAGUCUGAGCUGUCUUGGCGAUGUAAUCAACGCUCUCGGGUCGGCAAAAGAAGGCGGUCACAUUCCGUACAGAAACUCAAAGCUUACCUAUCUCCUCCAAUACUCGCUGGGCGGCAACUCCAAGACUCUCAUGUUCGUCAUGGUUAGCCCGCUCCAGGCGCACUUGCAAGAGACGAUUACCAGUCUCAAGUUUGCGACAAAGGUGCAUAAUACGCAUAUCGGUACUGCGAAGAAGCAGACCAAGACUUCUUCGUGA
Molecule: messenger RNA, 2943 nt
Organism: Bipolaris zeicola 26-R-13
Lineage: Eukaryota; Fungi; Ascomycota; Dothideomycetes; Pleosporales; Pleosporaceae
Exons: 4
Coding region: 1-2943 (980 amino acids)
Biological process (GO): microtubule-based movement
Molecular function (GO): ATP binding; microtubule motor activity; microtubule binding
Source: RefSeq, a predicted model, not a curated record